Molecule: messenger RNA, 3528 nt
Organism: Capsella rubella
Lineage: Eukaryota; Viridiplantae; Streptophyta; Magnoliopsida; Brassicales; Brassicaceae
Product: ribonuclease 3-like protein 3
Exons: 7
Coding region: 40-3318 (1092 amino acids)
Biological process (GO): siRNA processing
Cellular component (GO): nucleus; cytoplasm
Molecular function (GO): RNA binding; ribonuclease III activity
Source: RefSeq, a predicted model, not a curated record
UCUUCCGAUCAUCGACGCCGCCUUAAGCUUUGGCCGGAGAUGGAACCUGUAGAAACCGUGGAGAAGAUUUUGAACUACAGUUUUAAAGACAAGAAUCUUCUCAAGGAAGCUAUAACACUAACAUCAUGUAGUAAUAUGGAAUCACCUGCUUUAUUCGAACGGCUUGAGUUCCUCGGCGAUUCAGUCGUUGGGCUUGCCUUCACUAAUUACACCAUCCUCACUUAUCCUGAUGUCAAAAUCUCACCUAAGGAGCUUCACAAGAUACGAUCUGCGAGUGCGAGUAAUGAGACCUUCGCUCGUGUUGCCGUUAAGCACAAACUCCACCAAUGUCUUGUCUUUGAGGAUUAUGAUCCUAAGACAGAGGCACAGAUUGAAGAGUUCGUAGAAGUGGUGAGUAAAGAAGAUGAACCACUUCCGUAUGGUGGAGCGGUGAGAGCUCCGAAGAUUCUCGCUGAUCUUAUAGAGUCAAUAGCUGGAGCUAUAUUCAUUGAUGUGGAUUUUGAUAUGCAAAGAUUUUGGGAGAUCUUCAGGGGACUUGUGGAGCCAAUAUAUACACUGGAUUGUUUAGGGGAGCCACCUCAAGAAAGAUUAUUUCUUAGACUUUCUCAUUUGGUUGAUAAAAUCGGCAAACCAAUCAAGUUUGUGUCUUCAACGGAUCAGGAGAAUCGAAAUGUUUGUGAGGUCUAUGUUGGUAAUAAAUUUGUGAGUAGUGGGAUUGCUAAUAGUAUAGAGAGUGCAAAGCAGAGCGCUGCUAAAAUUGCAUUAUAUAAUCUGUCAGCUUGGCCCAUUAAAAAGACUGUUGAUGAGAAGAGUCUGAAAGUUGAAAUCGAAGAUGCGAGAAAGAAGUUGUUUGAGAUUUGUUCCACUGAAAAGCUUCGGUUACAGAGUGGAUCGUCCUCUUUGCUUACCACCUCUGAAAACCCUGUGAUACCAGAUGAAACAGUUAUGGAUGAGGAUAGUCUAAAUGUUGAACUUGAAGAUGUGAAACGGAAGUUGUUUGAGAUUUGCGCCAUGGAAAAGAAGACGGAAUCAUCUUCUUUGCAAACUGCCUCUGAGAAGCCUUUAACCUAUGAAGUUAGACCAACAAAAAUGGAUGUUGAUGAGGUUAGUCCACAUGUUGAACAUGAAGAUGUGAAAGGGGAGUCGUUUAAGGUUUGCUCUGCUGAAAAGCUUCGAUCACAGACCAAAUCAUCGUCGUUGCCCACUACCUCCAAGCACCUUUUAACCGAUGAAAAGACACAAGAAAAAGUUGUUUUUGAUGAAGAUAGUCCUCAUGUUGAGUCGUUUAAGGUUUGUUCUGCUGAAAAGCUUCCAUCACAGACCAAAUCAUCUUCUUUGCCCACUGCCUCCAAGAAUCUUUUAACCGAUGAAAAGACACAAGAGCAAAUUGUUAUUGAUGAAGUUAGUCCUAAUGUUGAACCUGAAGUUGCGAAAGGGAAGUUGUCUGAGAUUUUCUCUACUAAACAGCUCCAGAUACAAAUUGGAUCAUCUUCUUCGUCCACUACCUUUACGAACCCUUUAACCUAUGAAAUGACAAUAAAACGGGCUGUUGAUGAGGAUAUACCUAAAGGUAUGAGCUUGAAGUUGUCUAAGAUUUGCGCCGACAAUAAGUGGCCCAAGCCGAUCUUCAGUUUUAAGGAUCAACCAGGGCGGAAAAAUAAGCGUAGAUUUGUUUGUUCAACUAAGAUUGAGAUCCCAACUGUAGAAAGUACCUUUCACAUGAAGGGAGAUAGAGGAUUCAAGAAAAAGCAAGCAGAAAACUCCGCAGCCUACUACAUGAUAAGAGCCUUGGAAUCUUGUCGUGUCAUAAGUAAUCUGCAAAUAUAUGAAAGUAAAGAUGCAGAGGAAGCAGUGGCUUCUCCUGUCAUAAGUAAUCUGCAAAUGUAUGAAAGUAAAGAUGCAGUGGAAGCUGUGGCUUCUCCUGUCAUACUUAAUCCGCAAAUCUAUGAAAGUGAAGAUGCAGUGCAAGCUGUGGUUUCUCCUGUCAUAUGUAGUCCGCAAAUGUAUGAAAGUAAAGAUGCAGUGGAAGCUGUGGCUUCUCCUGUCAUACGUAAACUGCAAAUGUGUGAAAGUAAAGAUGCAGUGGAAGCUAUGGAGAAGAUCUUAAAUUACAGUUUCACGAACAAGAAUCUUCUGAGAGAAGCGCUACAGUAUAAAAGUUCUAAUUCACUUUUACGUCAGCGGCUUAUCUUCGCUGGCGAGCCUGCUCUUUCUCUCGUCUUCACAAAACACAUGUACAUCACGUACCCUAAGCUUGAACCUAAUGAGUUGGAACAUUUGCGAACGGCAAAUAUAUCUCUUGAUAGACUCUCUCGUCUUGUCGUCAAACAAGGCAUCUACCGAUUCCUUAUAGGCAAUGUUCCCGAGCAACGAGAGAAAAUAAUCAAGUUCAUAGAGUUGAUGGGCAAAGAAGAUGAUCCAGAUCCAUAUAAAUUGGUGAAAUCCCCAAGAUUACUCGUUGACAUUGUAUAUUCUAUAGCUGGAGCUGUUUAUAUUGAUGUGAAUCUUGAUGUUAAAAGAUUCUGGGAGAUAUUAAGGGUUCUUUUCGAGCCAAUACCUACACUUGAUGAUAUGCGGCAGCAGCAACCUGAUAUUAUGCUUACGCUAUUUUGUUUCGGAUAUAAGCACGGCAAGCGAGUCGAGUUCAGGUAUCGUAAAACUGGCAACCGAUCCACGAUUGGCGAGGUAUAUCUUGAUGAUAAAUUUAUAGCAUGUGGGUACCCUAAUAAGUGUUCAAAUAUCGCAAAGAUGAGCGCUGCUAAGGCGGCGUUAAAGACGUUGUCAGAAACUAUGCCUGUUGAAAUGGUAAUGAAUGAUUACAUUGAAUAUGAAGACGCAAAAGAGAAGUUGAUCGGGAUUUGCAAAGACAGAAAGUGGCCAAACCCGGUUUUCAGUUUUCAGAGCUUUUCCAAGGGAUAUGUUUAUACAGUUGAGGUUGAGACAUCAACCGAAGAAGGUACCUUACGCGUCAACGGUUUCUUAAGAAAACGUAAGAAGGUAGCUGAAAACAACGCAGCCUCCCACAUGAUAAGAACUCUGAAAUCUUCUCCGUUGAGUCGUAUCGUAAAGCAACUUCAACUCCAGCAACUUACAGAUGAGAAGAAGGAUCGGAAGGUGCAGAGGAGUUUAGAAAAGAAGACGCGGCAAAGUUUAGAUUCGGAAGCGAAUCUUCAUUCGAAAAAGAGGAAGCUGGAAAGUUUAGAUGAGAAUGGGAAUCUGCAAAGUUUAGAUGAGAAUGAGAAUCCGCAACCGCAGAAUAGUUUAGAUGAGAGCAAGAACCCGCAACUGCAUCCUAAGAAGAAGAGGAAAAUGCAAUGAAAGAUUAGUUAAGUUUUUUUGGUAUCUCUCUUUUGCACAGUUUACAACUUUACACAACGCUUAUUUUGUACCUUUUUAAUCUUUAUGGUGCAAAAUGAGUUUUAGUCUUUAGAAUCAAAGAAAUAGUUCUCCAGCCACACUUUUUUCAUCUGUCGAAGACACAUUGUAUUCGAUCUCUUUUCUUUUUAUCAGCCAUUUUGGUUUUUAUUA